CUCAGCAAGGUCACCUCUCGUUCGUCGGUUCUUCUCUAAUUAUAAUGUCGUCUAUCAACGUCUUCCGGUGGUCCGCCCUCGUCCUCGGUCUCGGCUACGGCUACGUCCACAACAACACCCUCCACGAGCUCGCCGAGCAGAAGGCUGCCGAGCGGGCAUUCCACCACAAGGAGGAAUUGAUCCAGAAGGCCAAGGAGGAGUUCAAGAAGAAGGCUGGCGCUGCUAAGGACACCCUUAUUCGCGACCCAGAAGACCCCAAGUUCGACCUUGAGGCUGUGAUUGACGACUUUGCGAAGAACAACUAG
This is a messenger RNA of Saitoella complicata NRRL Y-17804, 305 nucleotides long. RefSeq lists its product as uncharacterized. The transcript is spliced from 3 exons. Gene Ontology annotation, molecular function: proton transmembrane transporter activity. The record is from RefSeq and is a predicted model, not a curated record. NCBI's taxonomy places the organism in Eukaryota, Fungi, Ascomycota, Saitoellomycetes, Saitoellales, Saitoellaceae. Gene Ontology annotation, biological process: proton motive force-driven ATP synthesis. The coding region runs from base 45 to 305 and encodes 86 amino acids.